AUGGCAGACGAUGCACCAACCCCACCAAAGAAACGCAGGUGUCGACUACACGUUAAGAGACCAUACAAUAAGCGUCAGAUUUGGAUAGAUGUCCGCGCUGGAGCCUUGCAGUGGUCGCAUGGAAAGACACUGGUCAUGCAGAUUCGGGAGUCCAUCUGCAAAGUGGAAGACACGGUGCAGCGGAGACAUCCCUUGGGUCUAAUCGAUAAGAGUGAUGAUGAACAAGAUGGGAUCGAUUACUGGCCCUUGUGGAAACAGAGCUUUUCACCGGCAUACGGUGAAGGAUCUGACUUGGUGAGUGUGAGCAACAAGGAGGAACAUGGCUUCAUCACACGUCAUCUGCAUGAGAACGACCCCCUCCAGCGAGAGUGGUACACUUCAGGCUAUCAGAAGACCCCAAGUUUCUGGGAAAAUGCUGGAGAUGGAACUUCAUUUCAAGAUAUGAUGGAGGCUUUACUUCCCAACCAAGGCUCAAGUCCCACCAGAAAUUUUCUUGCAUACAGUUACUCAUAUCGACACAAAGAAUGGGGUCUGUUGAUGGUGGAUGGGGAGGAGCCACUGCUGUACAUCUGUGAAAUACCUCAGGGUAACAUAGACAUGUUGAUUGACGAGUCUGUCGAGCGAGACCACGAGUAUGGCUUCCUGGUCAAGGACCCCACGAAGAUACCCCGGGCUCCCAUUAUCGUUACCCAGCCUAAAAACACCAUGUUUGACCUCGUGCGGAGGGAAGUGAUCAACUACGUCUCUGUUAUGUGUAUAGCCGACGGUUACCCGCACCCAACUUACCAGUGGUACAAAGAAACAUACGAAAAUGAGGCGCUAAAGUCCAAGCUGAUCAACCCCUUGGAUGACAGACGCUUCACCGUGUCUGGAGGAACGCUCAUCAUUAAUGAUCCCAAGCAGGUAGAAGACCGGGGCAAGUAUCACUGCCGAGCGACCAACAUGUUCGGCUCGGUCACGUCUGAGAGCAUCCAGCUGUCAUUUGCAUAUGUUGCCGAGUUCAACCUCAAGCGAUCCAACGAACAAGGCAAUCAGUUCUGGGGAAAAGCCAUCUACUGUGAUCCACCACAGCAUUUCCCUGAUGUGCACUAUUACUGGGCAAGGGACUACUUUCCUAAUUUUGUUGAGGAGGACAGGAGAACUAUGGUGUCAUACGAUGGCAACUUAUACUUCUCAUACUUGGACUUCAUUGACAUCGGCAAAUACAGCUGUAACGUUCAGAGUACCGUCUCUGGUAUCGGCAAGAAUGGUCCGUUCUUCAACCUGGAAAUUUAUCCACAUCCUAACUACCAGCAGCUGAAGUUUGCUAACAACUUUCCUAAAGCCUUUCCUGAAGCUCCAAUAAGAGGUGAAGAUGUCAGGCUGGAGUGCAUUGCUUUUGGAUACCCAGUGCCAAUGUACAACUGGACUCGCAGAGAUGGUCAGCUGCCCCGAGGUGCCCAGCUGCUCAAUUAUAAUAGGGUCUUGGUGCUGCCUAAAGUAGAGCCCUCAGACAUUGGUGACUAUGUGUGUCGUGCUCAGAACUCCAAACUGGCCAUAGAAAAUACUAUCUCUCUCAGCAUACAAGCUAAACCAAGUUUCACAAUUCGUCUGCACGACCAGUUUAUCGCUAAAGAAGCCGACCUGAUGUGGGAAUGUGAGGCUUUUGGCAUCCCUGAUGUGGACUACGAGUGGUUAAGAAACUCAGAGCCGCUCACGUUCGACUCUCUAUCAGUGGAAGAAAGGAAUCGUUACGAAAUUGUCGACAGUGUGCUGAAGAUAAAGGGAGUUAUAGAAGCAGAUGAGGCCACCUACCAGUGUAAAGCCACCAAUCAGCUUGGUUCCUCGUUCUCGUCUGCCCAACUUAAAGUCUUAAAGUUGGCUCCCACUUUCCGUAAGAAACCUCUGGAGGCUGAGAUGUACGCCUCUGAAGGCAAAAAUGUCACUAUUGUCUGCAAUCCUGAGGCUGCUCCCAGACCUACAUUCGUGUGGCGGCAAAAUGGAUUAGUCAUCGGAAACGGUGGCCGCCGUCGUAUUCUUCGUAAUGGCAACCUCAUCAUCGACCCAGUGUCUCGGGAGGAUGAAGGCAACUACACUUGUAAUGCUGAGAAUACAUACGGCUCGGACACCAGUUCCGGCCGACUUAUUGUACUGCGUAAGCCGGAGUUUUACCUGAGUCCUCCAGAGCUAAUAACAACCUCCAAGGGUGAGACUAUUAACCUGGAGUGCGAGGCGCACACCGACGCACUCCUGGACACAACUUACACCUGGAGGCACAACGGUCUACGCAUCGAGCUGGAUGACACGGAGUAUCUCCGUCACCUGGCCUACGAACAGGGCUAUGUGUAUGACUUCCAAAGGAAACUCUAUAAUCUCUAUGACAAUCCAUACGAGACAUCGAUGUUUUUGAAACAGAGAGCACAAGAGGUGUAUGUGAGCAAGAGAGAGCCUCCCUACCAGACGGGUUAUCGUGAAGGUCACCUGCGCAUUGUGAACGUGUCGCUGGCAGAUGCAGGCGUUUACGAAUGUGUAGCUAUGACCCCUGUGGCCAAGAUUGCCAUCUCCUCGACUCUCAUUGUUCGUGGCCCUCCAGGACCUUGUGGUGGAGUAGCUGCCGUGGACCUGACCAGCACCAGUGCUCGUGUUCAGUGGACUGACGGUGCAAGUAAUGGACAGCCUAUCGAGAGUUAUACCAUACAGACUCGCACACAAUGGUCCAAGAAAUGGAUAACUGUAGCUGAGAAUGUUACAGCCAAGCUGAUAGAUCCUACCAAUGGUCGUCGAGAGUACCAGCUGGGCGACGUUCUCUCCCCCUGGUCAUCACAUGAGUUCAGAAUACGGGGUGUGAACAACCUUGGUAAUGGACAGUUCUCUGCUCCCUCACCUCAGGCAAACACAAGAGAGGACCGGCCAUUCACUACCCCGAUGAACUUGGGCGGCGGAGGCGGCAAGACCGGGGACCUUACCAUCACCUGGGAUCCACUGUCAGGAGAGCACCAGAAUGCUCCUGGGGUGUACUACAAGUUGUUCUGGAGACGCACCGUCAUCGACCCCGAAACUGAUUUCCAGACCAUCGUCCUGCGUAACCGUGGCAACAUCGGGAUGCACGUGGUCGAUGUCAACCCCAUCAAGUACUUCUAUACUCAGUAUGAAGUCAAAAUCCAGGCCUGGAAUAAUCAAGGUCCUGGACCCAUUAGUGAACCGGUUGAGAUCUUCUCCGCUGAAGACAUGCCCCAGGUACAGCCAACAGAAGUCUCUGCCUUUGCCCACAAUGCUACUUCACUCAAUGUUACCUGGCUACCAAUUGAACCCACCCGGGACAACAUCCGCGGAAAACUCAUUGGUUACAGGAUUAAGUACUGGAGACGGCAGAAUGAGGAGACUGACCACAUCAUUAAGUUACAGCGAGGUACCGAGCCUCAUGGUCUUAUUCUUGGCCUCAUACCAAACACCUUCUACUGGGUGCGUGUCAUGGCCUAUAACCAAGCUGGCUCGGGACCCGAGAGUGAGAGAUUCCUCGAACGAACCUGGCGCUUCCCUCCUCUCAUGCCUCCGAAUGCAGUCAAGGUUUACCCCAUCAACCCCAGCACCAUACGUGUCACUUGGAGAGGUGUUACUCCCACGUCUAUGGAAGAACCACUUAUUGGAUACAAGGUCAAAGUCUGGGAAGCUGAUCAAGAUUUCACAAAGGCCAACGAUACCUAUGUAUACAUUGGGUCACCACUGGAGGUUUACAUCAGCGAACUUUCUCCCGGCAAGUCUUACAACUUGCGAGUACUGGCGUACUCGAGGGGUGGCGAUGGCAAGAAAUCUUCACCUCCGUGGAAAUUCCAAAUGGGUGAUACUGAUGUUCUGCGAGGAGAGGCUCCGGCACCGUCCCCUGAUCAUUACCUCAGCACCAGUAUCGUCAUCACCUUCUUAGUUGCCUUCUUGACCCCACUAAUGAGAUCCAGAGUGGUGACGUCUAACUGACCAUUGUUCACCUCGCACAUAACAUGUUGCUUCAAGUGAAGAAUGAACAUUCAGGUUGUUUGUCUGUGAAUUUCUUGGAUAAAGAAAAUCCAGUUGAAAGCGUUCACAGCUUUGACCUGCACAGAAUCCGAUCCAGUGUUUUCGUCCGCCUUUUAUAACAUUGUGUUUUUCAAAGAUGUUGAGGUUAAAUAUAUAAAUACGUUGAUACCUUACUGAAUCUCAAUUAAGUAUAUAUAUAUACUGUAUUGUACUUCCAGUUAGAUUGGUAAAAAAUUUAAUUAUAUAUUGUAAUUAAAAUAGGAUAGACUAAGUGGGCAGUAAUAUAUUUUUAGUAUAUGUGAAGGCUUGGACUUUCAGAGAAAUUCUCUUUAAUAUCCUCAAGAGGUCCUGUGAUGUUUUGCCUCUGCCUGUAGAGGGAGCAUCUCUCUCUGAUAUACCUCUUCUCUUUAUUGUAACGUUGUUAGUGCAGAGUAUAUUUUACGCCACUGGAGACACAGUGGUCACCAAGAUCUCCCUCACAACUGGUCACAAAGAUAGUGCACCCAUUGCUCACAUUCUCUCAUCAGAAAUAAUGCUUCAGUUCUCACCAUCCAUUUUAAGAAUUCCAUUUUUAUCUUCUCUUUCCUUGCCGUAAUUUCUCCGGUGUUUGCAGUACUAGUUUAAGCAUCUCACAUUUUAUGGAGUGGACAUGUCGUAUUUUAAGGGCGAACAUGUCACAUUUAAGAAUGGACACGUCACAUUUUUAAGAGACGUUAUCAUAAAUCUUCCACAGUUAGUAGAUAAGAUCAUGUCAGUUAUUUACACUGAGCUUUUCAAAACAAAACUAAAAAUAUAUAAUCAUACUGGGAAUUCCUGGCCAGGUUUGGAUUUUAAACCUGGAGUCUGAGAUAAGAGAAUAAUUACAAAAAAAGUUUUAAUGUACCAGCUGUCUCCCACCAAGGCAAGGUGACUCGAAAAAGAAGAAAUCCUUAUAAGGCUUCUCUUCCUUCAUAUUUUUCUUUCAACAAACUGGCCAUAUCCCACCAAGGCAGAGUGACCUAAAAUGAAAAACAAAAGUUUCUCUUUCUAAAUUUAUUAAUGUACCCAGGAGAAAGGGUUAUUAGCCCCCUUGAAUAAUAGUAAUAUUUCUUAAAAAUAAUAAUACACACAUUAAUAAAAUACUUGACGUUAUAGGGGGGCUUAGUUAUACAGUGGAAAGAUAGGGGACUUAGUUAUAUGAUGCUUGCUUAUAGUACGUGCCUGCAAUAAUUCCAUCAAGCACAGACUGUUUAGAUGGAUCGUGGUGCAAGGUGGUGGAACUUUUGAUCCAUUUUACUAAACUGUAAAGAUCUAAGGGAGAAUUUCAGGGAAUAUUUCAUGAACAAACCAAAGAUUAUUAUUUUAAUAUCUGAGAAGUGGAACAGAAUUCUUCCCCUGUAAGCUAUGUGUGCCGUAAGAGGUGACUAAAAUGCUGGAAGCAAGGUGCUAGUAACACCUUCUCUAUACAUUACUAAAUUUAAAAAGAGAAACUUUUGUUUUUCUUUUUGGGCCACCGUGCCUUGGUGGGAUACGGCUGGUUUGUUGAAAGAAGAAGGAAUCUGAGUACCAACACGAUUUUGAACUUCUUUGAGAUGUCAGAUUUCCAACUUUCAGUGCUUGACUGUAAGAUGAUGAACCAUCUUCGUGUGAUCUGGAUCAUUGCAGGGCCGUAUGAUCAGAAUCAUAAGCAGGACCGUAUGAUCAUCAGGUUAUUAAGUUCUGAGAGAAAGAUGCAUUCAACUAAGACUUGUAAGUGUGAACAGAGGCCUUAGGCUGCUUGGCAAAGACAACCCUCAAAACCAGUCACAGGUAUGUCUCUCAUAUACUCUACUCGACACCUUCAAUAGUGUAUGUUCCUGCAAAUAAGGCACACUUUUUUCCCACAAAAAGUCUGGGAAAAUCAUCCUGCACCUUACAAGGUCAGAGUCAAGGUUAGGUUUUGGGUCACACUUGAGUGGUCGCUUACCAACGUUACAACUUUGUUACAUCAUCUUAUAUGCUGGAAAAUAUGGUAUUUUUCCCUGCGGUCUGUUCUUUGGUGGAAGGAGAUGUACACAUGGGGCAGUGGGCCACUAGCAGCAACAGCCUGGUUGACCAGGCUAUCACCAGACAAGCCUGGCCCAUGACCGGGCUCCGGGAGUAAAAUCGUAAAAUCUCAAGACUCAUCAAAGGUGCGCAUACACACACACACACACACACACACACACACACACACACACACACACACACACACACACACACACACACACACACACACACACACACACACACACACACACACACACACACACACACACACACACACACACACAUGCACCACACACACGCAUGCACCACACACACGCAUGCACCACACACACACACACGCAUGCACCACACACGCACGCAUGCACCACACACACGCACGCAUGCACCACGCACACGCACGCAUGCACCACACACACGCAUGCACCACACACACAUGCAUGCACCACACACACACACGCAUGCACCACACACACGCAUGCACCACGCACAUGUACGUACGUACGUGGAUUCUACAGUACUGAGGUUGCUCAUGGUGAGAUGUGUACUUAUUAAAUGUCUUCAUCUGUAGAUACAUUUGUUUCUAUGCAACUUGGUGGUGCUGCAAGGUCUCGGUUAGUGCGAAUAAUGAAUUCCGUGAUGUGGUCACAUUUGAAUUUGCACUAUUCAAAUUAUAUAUAGUUUUUGUGCAUAAUUUAAAGUUUCUGGAAAAACUAGCAUUAAUUAAUUUCAGACUAAAGCGAAAUUCACACUAAUUGAGGCCUGACUGUAUUUCUAUUCUGGUUCAACUACGUUGUUUAAAAGGACCAUUUUUAGUUUUUCUUCUAUAUCCAUUAUGUUUCACUUACCUAAACUAAACUCCAUCAUAUAUUAGUCAUUCCAUCUGUGCAAUUUAUUCAAAUCUUUUAGGAAUUUUUCAUUUCUCAAGACUCCUGUGUCCUGUACACACGUUCAUAGAGUUGUUUAUUGUAGGCUCGUAUCCUGUCACCUUCCACAGCUCGCAUCUCAUGUACUCGCCUAUUUGUAAUUGCAGGGGUUGAUUUGCAGCUCCUGGUCCUGCCUUUUUACUGGUUACUAUUAGGUCUACACUCUCCCUGCUCUAAGAGCCUUGUCAUCUCUCUCCUUAAAGUUAUAUAUGGAUAAAUAACAAAAAGGCACAAUACCGUGACUGGAACGAUACACAAAUAACCCGCACAUAAAAGACAGAAGCUUACGACGACGUUUCGGUCCGACUUGGACCAUUGACAAAGUCACACGGUGUGACUUUGUCAAUGGUCCAAGUCGGACCGAAACGUCGUCGUAAGCUUCUGUCUUUUAUGUGCGGGUUAUUUGUGUGUGUUAUAUAUGGAUCCUGCCUCCACUACACUGCUCCCAUCCUUUUCUUUAUCUCUAAUCAGAGACAGAUUUUUGCCUUAUUAUUUUUGUAUUAUUUUGCACAGUAUUGUGUGUGGGUGUAUAUCUUGAAAUUAUUUUUCCUCGGGUAGAGGUUUUUCAUUCAGAAUAUUCCACAAAUAUUGUCAUUACCAACUAUCUCAACUUGUCUUUCAGAUGAGAAUUUACAUCUUGUCAAUAAUUAGCAAAGAUUAUUUAAUAUAUGGUGAAUGUAUUAUGCUUUUUGUAUAACUUUAUUGGUAUCGGUAGCACAUUCCGUAUCUUUAGGAAUAACGCAAGACAAUUUAAUUAUAUCAAUCUUAGCCCAGUAUAACCGUGGCUUUGCACAAGGAAAUCCUUCAGUUUGUUAUCACAGAUGCAGCAUCACUGUCAGUGAAACUGGAAGAAUAUCCCAGGACACUGUGUUGUAACCCCUAGUUUCUUUUAGAUUGGGGGUAAACAUGAGUUUUGAGACUCUGACUGCAGAUUCAAACCCCACCUGUGGUAUGGUAUGGUUUAGGGUAAACAUGUAUUUUGGCAAAGAUUUCUACAUUAAAUGGGUCAUCAGUGACUUAGAUUGGGAGUAAAAAUACAUCUCGACAAAUAUUUCUAUACCAUGGGGGUCAUGAAUGACUUAGACCUGGGUCAGGGGUCACUUUCUAGUUCCCCGACGAACAAAACACCAGCACCUGGAAUUUUAUAUCUGACCAUUAUUAAAUUUAAAGCCAUUCAUGGAAGCUGUUUGAAUAAUAACAUAGAAAUACAAGCAUUUAAUAGUAUGUAUAGUUAGGCAGAACUUGUAUGGAGGAAAGAUAACAGCCAUUUUUCCAAAAUUUAACUUCUGUGCUUCUACUCUAAUAGUCAGUUUUAUUAUUGAAUUCUUUUAUAUCACAAAUAAUUGAGUUGCAUAUUGCAGUAUAUAGUAAGCUGAACAUUGUACGUGACUGUUGUGAACGUUUCUUGCAAUGACAUAUAAGACUUUAUGAUAUGGUUAUAAUCAUGACCAUGGCGAAGGCCUCGGCCAAAUGUCCAAAAGCUCCAGCUGUGGGUCAUCAUAUGAAUAAUACCCGCAUAAGGAAACACUUGUCCUGUUUCCUGACCAACCUUACCUAACCUAAC
Cherax quadricarinatus is the source of this 8484-nucleotide messenger RNA. The record is from RefSeq and is a predicted model, not a curated record. NCBI's taxonomy places the organism in Eukaryota, Metazoa, Arthropoda, Malacostraca, Decapoda, Parastacidae.